Syngnathoides biaculeatus (alligator pipefish) is the source of this 9731-nucleotide messenger RNA. RefSeq names its product Ral GTPase activating protein catalytic subunit alpha 1 (gene ralgapa1). Gene Ontology annotation, biological process: regulation of small GTPase mediated signal transduction; positive regulation of GTPase activity. Gene Ontology annotation, cellular component: cytoplasm; nucleus. Bases 34 to 8193 code for a protein of 2719 amino acids. Gene Ontology annotation, molecular function: GTPase activator activity. Lineage: Eukaryota; Metazoa; Chordata; Actinopteri; Syngnathiformes; Syngnathidae. The transcript has 45 exons. The record is from RefSeq and is a predicted model, not a curated record.
UAAAAUUGACUCUUCGAGUCUUCAGCCUCAGGAAUGUUUUCCAAAAAGCCUCAUGGGGACGUUAGAAAAUCAACACAGAAAGUGUUGGAUCCAAAGAAGGACGUCUUAACGAGGCUCAAACAUCUCAGAAUAGUCAUAGAAAAUGCAGAGCCACCAGAGCUGAAGCAGUUCUUUGACCUGAACUACUCCCAUAUCUACUAUGUUUUCUUUGAGAACUUUGUCACCAUUGAGGUUAGCCUCAAGCAAAAGGGUCACAAGUCUCAGAGGGAGGAGUUGGACUCAAUUCUCUUCAUUUUUGAGAAAAUCCUCCAGCUCCUCCCAGAAAAAAUCCAGAGCCGAUGGCAAUUCCACUCCAUCGGACUGAUCUUAAAGAAGUUGUUGCACACUGGUAACUCUUUAAAGAUCCGUCGAGAAGGUGUCCGCUUGUUCUUGCUCUGGAUGCAGGGAUUACAGAGUAAUGCUCAACACGAGCAACUUUGCAUCUUUGCUUGUCUAAUUCCUGGCUUCCCUUCUCCACUCUGCCAUGGCACUCCACGUACUUUGGACACUCUGAUCAACCCACCACUGAGUUUAACUGAGACUCAAAUAACCCCAGAGGAGAUCACCCCACUGGUACAUCCCCAGUCAGGUGACAAGAACCAGGAGGACCUUACCGCUUUCUUCUUGGAAGCACUACUGAAAUACAUGGUAAACCAGGCGAAAUCUCUUGAGUGGCGUUGUAAAGAGAAUCAUGAACGUGGAUUCAGCUUCCUCUUUGGUCACUUCAGGAGGUAUUACCUUCCUCACAUCUUUCCAAACUUUGCUUUGGAAACCAGCCUGUUCAACCCCAUUCUAGAGGUUCCUCCAAUGCGUCCUAAGCCCUACUACAGUGUGGUGCGCAGAGACCAGGAUGGAGGUGAAGUUCUCUAUUGUACCAAGGAAAGCUUCCUUCAAGCCCGAGUAAUCUUCAUCCGCUGGCUUGUUUCCUUUUGGUUGGAGGCACGACCGAACACACACACACAGAUUCCAGGGACUGAAGGCGAAAACAUCCCCAAGAACAUACAGCGAGCAGCAGCUGGGUUUGCUGCUCGCUCUGCUGGCAGCUCAGACGACGGCAGUGUCACUGGUUUGCGGUCUGACACCCAUCCAGAGGGGAGUGCCAGCUCAUCUGGACCAGGGGGAGGCACUAUGGGCCUCAGUGGGACUACUGGACCGAUGGGAGAAACUGAACAAUGCCACUCCAACACAUCAACAUUAACAGAGCGGGAGCCCAGUUCCUCCUCACUGUGCUCUAUGGAUGAAGAACAGUUGACAGACAUGGAGGUGGUGAGGCGAGUCCUGACCACCUCCAGAACCAGCAUCAACUUCAUCACGGAGAUCUUCAGACAGGCAUUUCUCCUUCCACUGUGUGAAGCUGCAGCAAUGCGAAAAGUGGUCCGUGUUUAUCAGGAGUGGAUAUCUAUGGAGGACAAGCCAGUAUUUAUGAAGGAGCCAGAGGAGGGCCCGUAUCCCAUAGCAUCAGCCAGUAGUAUGGACACUGCCUCAGACAAGGAUGACGAGGGAAUAAAUAAAAUGAUUGAUAGUGAAUUAUUGGAAUAUAGUGUUCAUGCAGGAGUUCAAACUACACUACAGGUAUUUAUUACCCAUUCCUCCAACGUUUUUUUAAUGGAGCCAGCCAAUGAUAUCAAAUUCCUUUUAGAGGAACAUGUCGACAUGUGCAAGCGAGUCUUAAACAUCUACCGCAGCCUUGUCAUGCAUGAGACCAUGGACCAGAAAACAUGGGAGCAGAUUUUGCUAGUUCUACUGAGAGUGACAGAGUCAGUGAUGAAGAGACCUCCAUCCAUUAUGCCUCAAGGAAAGAAAAACAACACACUUUCAGGAAGGCUGGCUGGUCCUAUCUUUCAGACAUUGAUUGUAGCCUGGAUUAAGGGGAAUUUAAACGUCUACAUCAGCAGAGAACUAUGGGAUGACCUCCUCUCGGUCCUCUCUUCCCUAACCUGCUGGGAGGAGCUGGUAACCGAAUGGUCCCUGACAAUGGAGACUCUUACAAAGGUGUUGGCGAGGAACCUCUACAGUGUUGAUUUGAACGAACUUCCUCUGGAUAAGCUCAGUGAGCAAAAACAGAAGAAACAUAAAGGAAAAGCCAUAGGUUCAGAAGGCCAGCGCCAGCUAGUGGAUCGUUCCUUCUCUAAAGGUUGGAGCAGAGACCAACCAGGUCAGGUAGCCAUGAGACAACGUAGUGCCACCACAGCUGGUUCACCAGGCAUCGAAAAGGCUCGAAGCAUUGUCCGUCAAAAGACAGUCGACCUUGAGGACCCACCAAUCACACUGACAUCCCGGCCAUCUAGACUGCGCCACUCGUCCCAGAGCGAUGAGACCCCUCCGACCUCUUGUUCCGAGGUGUUCCAAGGAGGAGCUUGUGACCCAGAUAACCCAGCCCUUUCAUCUCUUCCAAGGAGCAGCAGUGCCUCUGACAUCAUGGAGCCAUUUAUUGCAGAGCGGGUCAAAGGUGAAGAGCCACAGGGGGAUCCCAGUACAAUUCCAAACCUCCAUCACCCCACUACUACUACCUUACUUUCAACCAAUAGCCAUGCAGCUCAACCACUCCCAUGUCCUUUCCCCUCCUCCUCUCCUACACCCCUUUCACUCCCCAAUGGUAUUAUUUCCUCAACCUCUGAGGGACUUGAUGACUUAAGUGAGUAUGACCACAUUGGUUGUCAAAGCCGAGGUUCAAGUUCUGAUUGGGUAAGGAACUGGGAUAGUGCCUUUACAUUUUCUGCUGAGAAGGAGAUUGAUAUAGAGGAGAAAGAAGUAGGCAUUGACCCAAAUGAGGAUGAUUUGUUCUCUUCAAUUAGGGACUGUCUCACUCACAGAGCAUCUGAGAGAAAUGAGGCAGCUAGAUUGGCAACAAGCCUUGAAUUAGAAAAUGACAUUCGAACUUCUCUAUCAGAGAAAAUUGAUCUGAUUACUGGUGAAACAGAAUUCAUACGAGAGGCACAAAAGGUGGUUGACAAACAGAUUUCCAAGGAAGAUAGGCAGGUAAGUAAUUCAAUUAGACGUAGUGUUAACUCCAGAGAGGAAAUUGAGACAGAACAACGCAGCAUCUACGAGUGUCUGGAAAUGCAGUGUCAGUGGCCAUCGCUAAGUGCAAAAGGGAGCUUAGGACUCAAUAAUGAGAAGGACAAAGGGGAUGUAGGUGGAGGAAAUGUAGUUGAAGGAGUAGAUUGGGAAGGAAAGGGUGAUUAUUGGAGGGAAAUAGGAGACAAAAAGGAUGAUAAAAACAGAACCACAAACAAAAACCUCUGUUUCAUGAAACCAGACCCUAAUACAGUACCAUUUACCAAUGAAGCAAUUCAAACCCCCAAAACUUCAGACUCACCCAAACCCAAGAUGAGCCGUAACACCAAAAAGAAUCACUCUAGUAGUGUCCACGUUAGCUUCAAACCUUCCACUGAAUCAGUCCAGUUCCACAACCCUCUUGAGAAUAAAGAAGCCCACUGGAAAGCCAGGCUGCGUCGACUAAGUCACUUUCACACUCACAGCCACUCUGCUGGUGAUAGGCAAGGAGCUGGGGCAGGAACAGGAGGGAAGCAGGGAGUAAGCACCGCCGGUAAGUUCACCUCUGUGGCUGCUGUUAGUCACAAAGUAGGGGGCCACGAGAGAUUAGCAGUAGACGUCAUUGGGCCUCAGGGUACAGUAGGUGCUGGAGGCCUGGAAAUCAGGACUGGCUGCGGAGCAGUGGACAAGGACAAACAUCAGCAUCCAGGUUCCUGUGUGGGAUCCAAUUCAAUGCAUGAGUCACAGUUUGAUGUCUUACCAAGCAGUUCUGGUGCAUCAUCAGGGGUGCGAGGCCGACUGGGACGGUCUGCCUUGCGUUCUCGGGCUUCCCGCUCUCGCUCCCAGGAGCCUGGCAGCUCCGUCUCUCGACACCACCAGGGGGCUCUUCUUGGUGGGGUAUAUAAAACUGUGGUUCAUGCUUUGUCCACCAAGCCCCGCCCCCGUGGUCAGGGGUCAUCGCAAGGUUCGUCACCACAGCGCCAAGGGCGGGCUGCAAUGGGUGAUGCUUCACUAAGAGACCUCUACUCCCAUGUCCUGGGCUACUUUGGACGAAAGUCUACCAUGCCAGCUAACAAAGAGGAGGUGCUACAAAAGGCACGUCCCGUCUCCACUGAUGUUGGAAACAGCAAUCCUAAUUUCUCUGAUCUAAUGGACGAGUUCAUUCAGGAAAGACUUAGAGCUAAAGGAACAGUGGAGCGCCGUGGCAGCAGCCCGGGUAGUCUAGAAGUUCCACAGGACCUGCCAGAGCUAUUAGAGGCUGGCCAAAGUCCUGGAUCUCGACCCUUAGAUGACCUCAGGCCAAUUGAUGAUCCCGGGGUACCUUCAGAGUGGACAUCUCCUGCCAGUGCCAGUGGCUCAGACAUUGUCAGUUCUGAUAGCCAAUCUGACUCAUUCAAUGCUUUUCAAUACCCGAGAUGCAAGUUCGAUAAUUUUGCGUUUAAUUCAGAACCCUGUGGCAGUGGAGAUCGUGGAAGCUCACUGGACCAGGACAGCCUGGGAGGUGGUGUUGCCUGUGAUGAACAUGAAGUAGCGAGUUUGACGACGCUUCAUAUUGACUCUGAGACCAGUAGCCUUAGCCACACAGUCACUGUCACUGGUUCUGAAAGUGCAUCUCCCAUGCAUUCUCUCGGGGGCUCUCGUUCCCAGACCCCUUCCCCAGCGACAUUGACAGCGGAACAAAUCGUUCGCACACACUCUCACUCACGCACACAUUUGCAGCUGGAUCAAAGACUCCACAACUCUGUGCUGCAGACUCCUGAUGAUCUCGAAAUCCCUGAGUUCCCUGGUGAGGACUGUAGCGUCAUGGCGGGUGGCUCCCUUACUGGAUGGCAUGCAGAUGUUGCAACAGUAAUGUGGCGGAGAAUGCUGGGCAUUUUGGGGGAUGUGAAUACCAUCAAAGACCCAGAGAUUCAUGCUCAGGUUUUUGAUUACCUGUGUGAACUGUGGCAAAACCUUGCAAAGAUCAGAGAUAAUUUGGGUAUUUCUCAUGACAACCAGUCAUCUCCCCCUCCUCCUGUUCUGAUUCCACCCCUUAGAAUCCUUACUCCCUGGCUCUUUAAGGCCACAAUGCUGACUGAGCGUUACAAACAGGGAAAACUUCAUGCCUAUAAGCUUAUCUGCAGGAUUAUGAAGAGGCGCCAAGAUGUGUCUCCAAACACAGACUUUCUCACUCACUUCUACAACAUCAUGCACCAAGGACUGCUGCACCAAGACCAGGACAUUGUGAACACCAUCAUCAAGCACUGCAGUCCCAGGUUCUUCAGUGUUGGUCUACCUGGAGCCACCAUGUUGAUUCUUGACUUCAUCAUUGCAGCUUCUAGAGUCACAGCUUGCUCAUCAUUAAAUGCUCCAAGGGUAGAAGCCCAGAUACUUCUUGGAUCACUUGUGUGUUUUCCAAACUACUAUGGGGAGCUCCCUGCCCUUCACCCCACCAUAGCUGAUGUGGCACUCACAAAGUUUCCUGAUGUUAAGGAGCAUGUUAUCAAAACUAUACUGACCUCUGCGAGGGAUGAACCCUCUGCUCCUGCGAGGUGUGUAGCUUUAUGCAGUCUGGGCAUCUGGCUGGCAGAGGAGCUUGCUCACGGGACCCAGCAUCCACAGAUUAAUGAUGCUCUUAAUGUCAUCUGUGUCACUCUAAAGUAUCCUAAUAAGAAUGUUGCACUGGUGGCAUCAGACGUCCUUCAUCUUUUGAUAAGUUACGUGAAUCACCUUCAGAAAUUUCCCAUUGACACGCCAAAGAAGAUAGUAGAGAUUUUGAUUGCCACCAUUACCCACUUGCUACCCACUACUGAGUCCUCUCCUUAUGAACUGGAUAAGAGGCUGGUUGUGUCCCUCCUGUUGUGUCUUUUGGACUGGGUGAUGGCUCUCCCUCCAAGCACUCUACUUCAACCUGUUCAAAUACGAAGCCCCCCAGACAAGGACCAGCUGCCGAAAACCCUCCUCAGCUGCAUUUAUAAGGUUUUGCAUGGCUGUGUGUAUGGAGCCCAGUCUUUCAGCAGCCCCAAGUAUUUUCCACUGCAGCUGUCAGAUCUAUCAAGUUCAGACUACGAUCCAUUUUUGCCAUUAGAGAGCCUCAGAGAACCUGAACCGCUGCAUAGUCCAGAGUCUGAGCGCUCCAGCAAACUUCAGCCUGUCACUGAAGUCCGUAGUCGUAUCCAACAGGGUCUGGUUUCCAUUGCAGCCAGAACUGUUAUCACCCACCUUGUUAACCAUCUAGGACAUUACCCAAUGUCUGGAGGCCCAGCUACUCUCUCCAGCCAGGUGUGUGAGAACCAUGACAACCCAUAUUGUGAAAGUGCAGAUCUUGGACCAGAACUCUUCCACUCACCAAAUCUACAGUUCCUGUCAUUGAAUGGCUCUACACUACUCUCUGUCCUUCAGAUUCGGUCAGAGUCUGGUGUACCAGGAGGUGGAAUGACAGCUGGUUUGUCCUCUGCUCCUGCCUGUGUUCGUGUUAUCAUUCGGGAUGUUGCUGGAAAGCACUCAUGGGACUCUUCUGUUCUCUAUGGGCCUCCACCAUCCUCACCAAGUAGUCCUGCACGCACAGUAUUGACUCACACACAAUCCCCUCAUAGUGUGAAUCUCCAUCAACGCACCCCAGCCAAAAAGAUCAAAGAGGAGGAGAGAGAAGGCAGUCAAGAAGACCAGAAUGAAGAGUCAGAGGAGGGAGGAAGUGCAAUAGAGUGUUAUAGUCCUGACCUGGAGGGAGAGAUGGAUGAGGAUGGAGAGCGCAGCAAUGUUGCUGAAGAAGAAACUGUACGACUGCAAGGAGGUCAAGGAGAAGAGGAAAAGGAGAAACAGGUGGAGGGGAAUAGGGAACAUAGCAUGAGUGGGGAGGGGAACAGGACGGAGGUGGUCUUUGACCAGCUUCUAGCUCCACCAAUGGCAAAACGGGUAUGUCGGGAGGUGGUACCAGUAUGGGACUCACUUAGAGAUGGAGAUGAUGCGCUGGAUGAAAUGCUGCAGUACCUUGGAUACUCAAGUCCUGAGUGUCUACAAAGAGCAGGAAUGCCACUCAAUAUCCCAAUCCCGCCACCAGCUUGUGUUUCAGAGAAACAGGAGAAUGAUGUGAUCAAUGCCAUCUUGAAACAAAGUGCAGCUGAGCGAGAGUUUAUCCUUCAUAGAGGUGAGGAGUUAAACAUGAGAGCAGCGGAACAGAGUGAACCAGAGACUCAGACACCGCAGUCAGCCUUCUACUACUGCAGGCUACUAAUCAACAUUGUGGGACUCAACUCCUGGGAGAAAAGGAGUAACUUUCAUUUAUUGAGGAAGAAUGAGAAACUAUUGCGAGAGCUGAAAAACCUGGACUCACGACAGUGUCGGGAGACACAUAAAAUAGCUGUUUUUUAUGUAGCUGAAGGUCAAGAAGACAAACAUUCAAUACUCACCAAUACUGCAGGAAGCCAGGCAUAUGAAGACUUUGUUUCUGGACUGGGUUGGGAGGUGGACCUGACCACUCACUGUGGUUUUAUGGGAGGACUCCAGAGGAACCGCAGCACAGGCCAGACCACACCUUAUUAUGCCACCUCUACGACAGAGGUUAUCUAUCAUGUGUCAACACGAAUGCCCCAUGACCAGGACCACAAUCUUACUAAGAAGCUGAGACACCUGGGUAAUGACGAGGUCCACAUCGUUUGGUCGGAACAUUCCAGAGACUAUCGCAGAGGCAUCAUCCCUACGGAGUUUGGUGACGUGCUAAUCGUCAUUUACCCCAUGAAAAACAACAUGUAUUCCAUUCAUAUCCUCAAAAAACCUGAGGUACCAUUUUUUGGUCCCCUGUUUGACGGCGCCAUUGUGGACAUGGAGAUUUUGCCAACAAUGGUCAGAGCCACUGCCAUAAAUGCAAGUCGUGCACUGAAAUCACUCAUUCCUCUCUACCAGAACUUCUAUGAGGAGCGUGCCCGAUACUUGGAAACCAUUGUGCAGCACCAUCAAGAGCCAACCACCUUUGAAGAUUACGCUGCCCGGGUCUAUAGUCCUGCUCCCUGCACUCAUCUUCCGACUGACCCAGGCUCCUGCCUCGAGAUUCUUCGGUCAGAAAGUCCGGCACUUGGGGAGGCCGGGAGCGACUCGGCCUCCCCCAUGUCUCCUCGAACUAGCAAGAUGCGCAUGUCCAUGAAGCUUCGACGGUCCUCUGGAUCGGCCAACAAGACUUGACGUGACGUGUGCAUAUCACACCCCCCUGUACCUGAUUCAAACUGGACUUUCGUUGAAACAAAGUACAGGAAAAAUAAUGAAUUUGGCUGUUGUAGUCACAUGCUCCAAAAAUACCUGUUAUACGCUGUGCUACUGUAUUUUGUGGAAUAUACUAUAACUUUGUUUCACAUCUGCGCUACGCUGCUGCUUUUGUAUUCAUCUUUGUUCCAUGUGCGUCUUGAUGUACUAUAGUUGCACACAAACUCGUGUGCCACCCGGUUGUUAGGAGACCCGUUCUUCAUGAGAUAUUCAGUCUUGCGGGAUUUUGUGAGAAUUACUGUAUAAUUUUAUUAUUUCAGUGGAAAGUUGCACGAAGCUAAGACUAUUUUUGUUCUCACUGCAGCGUUCCAUCAACGAAGUUAAAGACAGAUUUCGAAAUUGACCUCGUAAAAUGUAAAUAAUCUACAAGUAAUUUGCCAACAAUGGAAAGGUUCGAGCCAUAAAACAAACACAUUCUGUAUAUUGAACAGGUCAAAUUGAACAAAUGGGUUGUAGGUUGUUUUUUCUUUCGGGGGGGGGCUGUAAAAUGUGGACAAGCACUGAUUUUACUUUUAUUUUUUCCUCCAGUCAGUUCAGUUGGUUGGUCACUAUUAUUAUGGCAAAUCUUUAAUCGCCCUUUGUCGUUCAACGCAACAGAACCACUGCAUCAUCUUUCUUUAGAAUUCUGAGUAUAAAUGUAUAUAUUAGAUGCGAUAUGCUGUUAGGUGACGAUAGCUGCAAAAACCAAAUGUGGAUUCAAGCUACAAUGUUUCCUGCUUCGACACUUCCUCUUUUGGAACUAGAAAGCACUUCAGCCUGGAAUGGAUUUAACUCUUACAGCAAAAUUAAAAUACGUCACUAAAAUUAUUCAAUAUCAUUGUAUCGUCUGAAAUAAAGCUCUGAAGUACCAUUGUUGGGGAUGACUUGCUAAAAAAAAAAAAGGUAGAAGUGCCUUAAAACAAAUUCAAAACGCCUGAGGUGUCACAGCACUGAAACGCCCUCAGAAGGUUUUUCCCACUCGGUAUCUUUUUGGGAAAUACUCGUGGCUGUUGGCUGUCGAAAGCUUAUCUGGAUUCAAGUUCUUCCGCUCACAUAACAUGAUGACAAACUUUGCCAGUGUUUACCUUUUUCAAUGCUGUUAAAGUGCAUUUCACAGCUUUGGUUGUUUUUGCUGUUAGAAUUUUGAUCAUUGUCUUUUUUCCCCCCACUGUAGAUUCUAUUUUCACAAGAAAUAUAGAACUUGUUCCAUAUAAAAAUAUGCCACGGUUAAAAUAUAUAUACAUAUGUAAGGAAUUUCACUGUAUGUUUGUUGCCGGUGAUGGUCGUGAAAUACUAUUUGUUUUAAGCAUUUUGCAUAUUUCAAUACUUUUUCAUUAUCCCAAUAUGGCCUCCUGUAAGAAGAACCCAUUGAAUUCUCUAAACAUUGAAUGUCUUUGAACCAGUUGCUUAAGUUAACCAGAUGACUAGAAUCACACUGGUUUCAAGUCACAUGACAAAAAAAUAAAGCUAAUCUUUAGUUA